This is a messenger RNA of Spirometra erinaceieuropaei, 4832 nucleotides long. The record is from the annotation of a GenBank genome assembly. NCBI's taxonomy places the organism in Eukaryota, Metazoa, Platyhelminthes, Cestoda, Diphyllobothriidea, Diphyllobothriidae.
AUGGCCACCCUGAACGGGGACUUCUGCCGAAAAGUCACUGUGGGUACCCACGUCACCGCGUAACCACAAACAUAAUCUUUGCAAGAGAAGUGUCACAAGACCCCGACGCGCGUCUACACCAUUCUACGAGAUUUGGCAAUACACUUUAGCACGAAGAAUCGCGAGCAACAAGGUUUUCCAUGGCAGAUACCGGACGGGAAACCACGCUGUCUUCUUAGAGUAGCUGAUGUAGCACUUACACACCUGGGAUCCGGGUCAACUCUUUAGCCUUUUACGAUGUCCUGAUCCGUUUAGCAUAAGGCGUGGACAGACGGACUGUUAAGUUUCGAUUAUCAUUUUGUACAAUACGGUUUCCUGUCUUGUUGAGUCUGUUUUUCCGCGCUGUUCAUACUGAUGAGUACGAAGAGCGUAAGACAGAGGCAGAGCAUUCGAAUUUAAUUUACACGCAAUUCGCUGCAUCUGCGGGCAAGAGUGUUGUAUGACACAUGGCUUAUAUCACCGGAAACGAUGGUCCAUCUGUUAAAAUCAUAAAGGGCUUUAUUGCUUAGUUUAAAAUUUGCGGUUGUUUACUGUCCAGCGAUACACAGAUUGCAGUUAACAUGCUUGUUUAAGUGCUUAGCAGCAACAAAGUAGUUUUUAUAAGUUAUUUCGUUUUUAGCCCAGUUGAAAACAUUUAUUCUGCUUAAAAGCGCAGUAAAAAUGUUGAGGUAUAUUGUUUUGUUUAAACCACGCUGUUCUGCCUGAAAGCAAAAGCGUUGGCUUUUUCUGGAAAGAACGUCUAACAGAACUCUGCGCCAACUUGAUUGGAUCGAAUUCGCAACUUUUUUUGAAUCGAUUAGCAGAUUGCUCUUGCAGUCUGACAAGAAUCGAGUCUGUUGUGCAGUGUGUGACGAUAAGGCAGGCGUGUUGGGGAGGCGAUUCUGUAGGUUGUUAAAUUCUUUUUUGGAUAUACUUGCACACAGUGUACAAUUUUUUUUAUUAUUUUAUUUUUUUUUCUGAUAUGGGUAAUCUGAGAUUAAGCAAUAUUUUUAGAUCAAAGGAUACAAUGAGGGGAUUUUACUGAAUAAUAUUUACAGACUUAUUUAGACGUAGACCAAUUAGAGGAUAUUCUGCGUUUAAUCUUCUAAGCAUCCUCUCUUAUUUUGGUUAAGCAAAUCACAUAUAGUUUUAUUAACACUUCUACCUAAAUAAUAAACACCUAUUUGAUUAUGGUCAGUGGAACAAGGCAUUAGUAUAUUCGAUACUUAUGAGAUAAAAUUAAAUGAGGGAUAAGAACCAUCUGGAUGCGAAGUAUUGGGCUACCUAAAAUGGUUUUAUAUCAUGAAAAUCGGCGUUUGCACUUUACCAAAGGAGACAUGCAAAACAGGGUAGUUAUUUCAAAGGAAUUUUAAACCAUACUUCAAAUUGUGCAACAGAACUGAUUUUAAAAAUGAAAAUAAAUGAGGAGGAAAUUGAAAAACAAAUUUAUGAGUAACAGUACGUAAGCUAACUCAUGAAAUGUCAACCGAAAUUCCGAAAUUCGCUUUCGUUUCGAAAUGAUUAAUUAAGUAGGUUUGUGAAACUGAUCGUCAUCCAGCAAAAUUCUAUAAUACUCCAGUUACCUGAGGAUUCCGACUUUUGAACGAUUAUCUUUGCUCUUGCAUGCAAAAAAUCUACUUUGUAAACAUGAAUGUUUAAGCAGCAUGACCUUUUCUACUUGAUUUUCGAUGCCCUUAGAUAUUUAAUUAUAUUACCUGUAAAGCAUGCAUAAAAGUAUUCAUUCUUUUAUUAACUCGGUGAAAAAGUACGUCUUCUUCCAACUUGACACUCGAAAGAAGUACAUAAUUCGGUUUUAGAAAAGUCUCUACUUGUGAGAUUGUUUAACACCUUUAACUGGCCGUUCAUAAAACGCCAUGUCUCUGCAUUUACAUGUUGCUUGUAAAGUCCACAAUAUGGCCAAAAACCCUGCCUCUAAUAGCGUAGAGAAAUGUGAAGAUUGCCGUACGCUGAAAGUAUACGGCUUGUACUUUUAAUCGCUGAAUGUAAGUAUAAGUGCGGGUCGGGUUCAAAAUUAUUCAAGAAUUGAAAACGUUUUAGAAAACCGGAAUAUACCCAUCUUUCGAGUAUAAGAUUGCAAGAAGACGUAAUUUCUUCACCGUACUUGAAUAAGAAUAAAUAUUUUUAUGCAUGUUCUUCAUGAAUUAUGAUUGCAUUUGUAAGGGCGUCAAAAGUAAAUGAGAAAAAUGCAUGCUUCUCAAGUUGUCACUUUUGAAAGAGUGUAGUUUUCGCAUGCAGCCGAAAAGAAGUUGGUUCAAAAGCCGACACCCUGUGGUAACUGAAUUAUUAUGGAAUUAUUUUGCAAAAUGACUAGUUCUACAACCCUAUUUAGGCAGUCUUUUCGAAAUAAAAACGCAUUUCGGAAUUUCGGUUGACAAUUCAUGAGGUGGCCCACCUAUUGUGAAUUUAAUGGACUUUUCCAUAGAAGAGCUAUUCGAAAACGGACGCCAUUCAUCAUGUUCAGCACAGGGCUCGCCAUCCGGUACUUGUGGUUAAACAAUAAACUGCAAAUAUUGCGUGAACUUUCUCCAGUGACGCCGGAAGUGGUACGUAGGCCGUUUUAAAGUAUAACAGACUUAAACAUAUAUCGCCAACGUUAGCGUGAACAAAUCGUAAAAUUUCCUGAUUAAUCAAAACAAAAUCCCUAAAACAAAAAACCCACCCGAGCGACGUUGCCUUAAGUAUUCUAGAAGCGACCAUGUUUAAUAAGAAGGUACUGUCAUAUUCGCAAUUUUACAUUUCCUGACGCUUGAAAAAUCACCUUUCACUAUAGGAGAAGAAUUUAGUAAAAUGAAUAUAAUGCAAAUCGUUUCAAUUUGACUAACCACAAUUGUGCACAGGACGGUUCGAAGCAUGCAAGGCGAAAGGAAAUGACAAAUAAUAGGUUCAACAUAUCAGAAAUUUUUGGAUUGCUCUUUUGCAUUUUACACAGUUGAAAGUCUGUCAAACAUACAGACAGACAAGUUUCUAUCGAAAAUUAUCUAUGCGAGAUCAUCUAGCACGAAACCAAGCUUUUGCUUUGUUAAAAAUUUCUUCCUCGCCUAGUGUCAAUGUCCUAUAACAUGUGCAAAAAGAUUUUAGAGGGGGUUGACGUACGAGCUAUUGGUAGGGAUAAAAUCGAAUGGAAGCCAUAUUCAAAGAGGCUGGCUGUUGUCUCAAAUAUCAGACUACGGUUAAAGGCAUUAUCAGAUUCACACUCCUCUAGAGCGAUACACACGGGCAUUGUUGCAUAAAAUUACGGUGAGCUAUUCUCACCGAACACCUCGCUGAUGAUUGUGUCCGUGAUUAGCUGGUAGACUGGCUGUUCUCCGAAUUUAGCAACCAUUCUAACCACUAACCGUCAACGGUUCCUAAAGGUUGCCGUCGACACAUUGUGCUCUUCCGGGAAGUUCAUUUCACACAUCAUUAAAAAUUUGUCGCAGAGUGACCUUUCUUAUUUUUUUGUCAAGGAACUAAGAGGACAACCCUAACGCUCUCAUUUUCCUUAUAAUUUCUUAUUCGAGUUCUGAGGGAAAUUGUUUUCAUCGCACGACUUGACAAAGAAAAGCGAGAGUACAUAGCGGGUACACAAUAUAUGUCACACAAGUUUAGUACCGUGUUGGCGAAGGCCAAACUCUGAGUUAAAAUGAAUCGUUCUUCAGUAAGUGGCUCUCUGGUCCUCACAUUUAUUCAAUAAACACAAAACAUUAUACCAAAUGCAUGGGGUAAUUGUCACUAAAGUUUAAAUUCCUAGAUUUAUUCAGUUAAAGCACCUCUUGGAAAUGCGUAAAGGGAGGUUGGCUUACUGUUAGAAUUAUCAUUCCUAUAUUUUUAGCAAUAGGCCUCCAUUCACGGUGGACAGAAGGGGCUGUGCACAUCGGACAACGGCGGACGGUGACUUAUAAGAACAAAUAAUUCGUUCACGGAAAAAUUGACAUAGUUUAUUUGUUUUGCCUACGUAUACUUGUCUAUUUAAUUAAUGAACCAUUUGUUCAUUGUUUUAAGCGCAUGUUGGCCUCGCAUAUUAAGUCAGACCGCAUGUGCACGCCAACAGUGACGCAAAUACAAUUGCAUGAUUAAGUGAAACUGCACUGUUUCCAGUGCCUUGGUCGUUCUGAUAAUUCUACCAGCAUAAUGGAGCUCGGUUUUAAAAUUACAUGGCAUCUCUUACAGGUCUGGGCUAUUCCGCGGGUAUUAUUAAAGUUUACUUUAUUUAAAGAAGACACCAAUUUGUCCGCCUUUUACUGCGUAAGAUAUAAAUCGCCCUCCACAUAUCACCGCUAACAUUUACAAGUAUCAGAUAUAUAAAAAACAAGCGUUUAUUGAAUGUUUUGUCAUAAACGCUGACCGAUGUUGUUGCAAGACAACCAAAAUAUGUGACUUACGAACGAAACAGGCUUUAGACUCACUUCAUAUCGAGAGGCUACUCAGAGACAUAAUUUUUUGUCCAUGUAUUAUCGUCUCUACGGAGAUACCAGCAGCAACCACGUCUUUGUUUCAGGGCAAUGUCGUGUGACAGUUCUUGCUUUGCUCUGGUCAUCGGAGUGUUGCUGUGGACUUGCGCAUAUAUCGGCAUGAUUGUGGGCAUCAUUGGGGUUGCCGUCUUGAUAAUUAAUGGGUCCGAAGUGGAGGGGUAAGCACUUCUAUCUGUUAACUAUUUUUUACAUUUUUGCAGUUUGAUGGAAUUUUUUUUGGCCAUCCUAGGCACUGGCGCAUUGAUUGUCUUUGUGAGUGCAAUUGCUGUCGCCGUUGUUAUUUGCUCGGCAAUUGCUGCAAAUGACGAUGAUGACAGUGCGAAUGAAGAGACGAACGCGUAG